Molecule: messenger RNA, 3942 nt
Organism: Rotaria sp. Silwood1
Lineage: Eukaryota; Metazoa; Rotifera; Eurotatoria; Philodinida; Philodinidae
Source: the annotation of a GenBank genome assembly
AUGACGACAACAUUUAAGCUUGGAAGCACGCCUUUUCUGACUGGUAGUAGCAUAGAAGGCAAUGCUUAUACGCGUCAUCUUGCUCAACAACCUAUGCAAGAUCUUGAUUUCAUGAUAGUUGAAGGAACGAUAAAGUCACCUGAUUGCAUUCUCAAACUAGAGAAUGUAGCAGGAUUCGUUCAAGUCAAAUAUGACGAAAGAUUCAUUGAACAACAUUCACCAACACCAUUCUCAACCAAAUCAAAUCAACAUGGAGUGUUAUGUAUCAAUGGUUUCAAAAUGAAAGAAAAGUACUGUGGUGUCGAUGUAAGUUCAUUUUUUCCAAGAUCAACAGUCACCUCGAUCGGUGAAACGACAACAGCAUCCGCAAGUGCUGAAAUCAAAUACAAGAGUAUUUUCGAGACUACAUCGCUGAGUGAACAAUUUGAAACGAUACUGAAUCUCAUUCGACGAAUGCGUGUACAAGAAGAUGUUGAACAAUUUCAACCAAAAUAUGUCUCGGCUUGUAAUACAUUACGAAAAUCCAUAUCGCAAAAUAUAUUACCUAUGUUACAACCUAUUGUCGAUGCCGAACAUCUUCAUCAACAAAUGUUUCAGGAUAUAAUUAGUUUAACAUUUCCUAUGUAUCAUAUACAGAUACCAGCAGUCAAUCAAGUGCGAUCGAAUGCUCUACUUGAAUUCUAUGAAAAAUAUAAAUAUCUUGGAAAUGCGUCCAUGUUAGAAGAUCACAUCGAAUACGGAUUAUUGUCGAUGAAUUUCGAUGUUGAUUUGGUACCGGCUUUAAAAUUGGACUUUUGGCCAGAUGAUAUGCAAGUAUUUCUCAAUAGAAUUCAAAAUGCUCGACCACAACUAUACGAAAUCAUUCGUGAGCAAGCAUCUAUGCAUGUCAUACCGAAAUGGUCCAGCAAAACACUGGACAUAGAUCAAGAACUCGAAUUUCGAUAUUCAUUUUCAGCAAUCGAACGUCUAUUAGCUAAGCAUCGUACACGAAGAGAACAAAUUUUAAAUGGUGUUGCACGAAGUAUUUAUUAUCGAUAUCUGAAGAAAGAACCGUGCAUUGAAGAUCACACGAAAACCAUUGUACCAUCCUAUUUUAUCAAAACAACAGUAUUAUGGAUGUGUGAAUUGUACAAUUUCAAUGAUCUAUGUUCUGAGACGGACGAUGAUCAAACUAUUGCCUAUAUAAUGGCAAGAGAAUGGUUGGACUAUGUUAGAUCAUUAUUACGUUCUAGCUGUUGUCCACAUUAUUUUAUUGAUUCCUUUAAUCUAUUAGAAACAUGUUCAUCGGCAUCGUUAAUUCGAGCAGAAUCUAUUCUAGAACAUGAAAUUCAUUUGAACGAGGAUAUUAAAAUCGAUGUGUUAAUAAAACAGGACGAAUUGAUGAGUAAAAAACAGCAAACAAUGGAAAAUUGGUUACAAAACAUGAAAGUAAAAGAUAUUUUAGCUGCUGUGAAUGAUUACCGAUUGUUGAGAGAAAAUUGGUUAUGUCCGUCAGAAGAAAACCAAGAUGAAGGUGAUGUAUUGGAUUGUUUGUACAUCUUGAAUCAAUUACGAGCACUAGAUGGUGAUAAACAACAGAAUUGGAGCACAUUUCAACGUUUGUUCUUGACGGCUGAUCAGACAAACUGGUUACCACCCACAUGGGACGAACAAGUAGCCGAUUGUUCUGUAUGUGAUUUCGUCGAUGGUUUUAUCGCAUUAGGUACAACUAUGAAAAAUAUUCUAGAGAUCAUGGAAAAAUCAGAUUUUGAACAAACACUGACUAGAAAUAGCAGUGAAACAGAAUUCUUUCGCCUGCAGAACCUUCUCAACGAUCUAGUUCAACCAUCCGGCAUCGUUCAAAAUGGUUUAAUGACGUCUUGGAUACCUAUGUUUACCUGUUCCUAUUUCAAUGGGUCAUCAAGAAGUAUACCAUCGAUUCGACAACGUUCGGUCAUUACUAACCAUCCUACUGGACCAUUUCAAGAUCUUCUACAAGGCCGUACAUGUCCGACACCGUUAAAUUCUCAAUCACGACAAACAUAUCAACAAUAUGCUCAAAGUGUUUCAUAUCAGAUUCUGGAUCUUUUGAAUGAUGCUCCCAAUGUCGAUAUGACAUUGGAAGAUCUAUUGAAAUAUCACGAUCGACCAUCGCAAACAACCCAGCCUGUGAUGACAUCAUCCAUUGAAGAACAAAUUCUCUCACAUGCAACAAAUCCUUCUUCUGUGAAUAAAGAAAGUAUUACAUUAAUUGUUUUCGAUCCUAAUCAUAUUAUAAAUAAUACAACAGAUGAAGAGUAUCGUACUAUCAAUGAUUAUGUGUUAGUUUACGGUGCGAAGUCUCAAUUACUUACUUACGUGCAAUCGAUCAGCGAAGAAUUUAUUUUCAUAAUUCUUUGUCAAUAUUCAUCAGAUGAAGAGUUUUUAUCUCAAUUAAAUGGUUUGAAUCAAAUUCAUUCUAUUUGUAUCUAUUCUCCACAACAAGAUGUUGACAAUCAACUCAUGAACAAAUAUUCAAAAUUGAUUGGUAUCUUUACAGAACAAAAUAUAUUAUUUGAUCAAGUGCGAACAAGCAUUGAACGCUCAUUUGCACUGCAAUUUGGAUUUUAUGAUCCAGAGCAGAAAUUAACAACAUACACAAGAUUAUCAAGAGAGAACGUCAUAUUUUUCUGGAAUUUAUUAUUGAAAGAUCUAUUAAUAACUGAACAACCAAAAGACAAAAGUUUUCUCAUCCAAGACUGCCGAGAAUAUUAUUGUCAAAAUAUUGUAGAAAUGGAAAAUAUCGAACGAUUUGAAAAGACAUACGACUCUCAUAAUGCUCAUGAAUGGUAUUCGAAACUUUGCUUUGUUUCUAAACUUCUCACGAAAGCAUUUCAUACAGCUGACAUAGAACGAUUGAAAUCAUUUAACUUUUUUAUUCGUGAUCUAACUAGUUUGAUUAUGGAAGACUCGUCUAGAAUCGAACAACUCUAUUGUACAAGAACAAUAGAAAAAACUCAAUUCGCAAAAUUAUUAGAUAAGAUCGGUCAACUAAUGAGUUUCAGUGGAUUUUUACUCGUACAUCGUUCAUUCAAUGAGAUAAUACCAUACGGCAACGAGUCACAAGUGACGGUUGCUUUUGAAAUAAGCAAUGUGUCUACAUCUGUUGUUCAUGUGAUUGAUUCGACUAGUGUAAUAAUCAAUUUAGGUGUUACAUUUAAACUGAACUCACUUGAUUUUGAUGAUAAGUUAGGAGUCUGGAUUGCUCAUUUAAUUUUCAGCCAUGAAGGAGUACAAAUAGCACAAAAUUAUAUACGCGUACAACAAGAGACAAUGGAACGAAUGACAUUACCACUCAUAAUGGCUAAUUUACUAUUCAAAAUGAAUGGUUUUUCAGCGACAAAAAAAUAUUUAGAUAGCUUGAAAAAUGAAGAUGAAGCUCUUAUCUAUCACUUUUAUGGAAUUCUACAUCAUGAAAAAGGGGAAUAUGCAUUAGCACUCGAUAAUUUUCAAAUAGCUUAUGAAUUGAUGAUUAGUGAUGGACGAAUUCAAGAUAGCGCCUUAGUCUUACAUGAUCUUGGCUAUGUUUAUGAUAUGAAAAAAGAGUUUAAUAAUGCUUUAGAUAGUCAUAAAAAAGCGUUGGAAAUCACACAAACUUAUUGUCAGGCAAAUGAUUUUCGUAUUGGUAUCAGCCUGUAUAAUAUUGGUCGUACGUUAGUGAACAUGGAUGAUCAUAAUCAAGCGUUAAUUUACCAUCAAAAUGCCUUAGCGAUCUUUGAACAUACACUGACUUACAAUCAUAUACACAUAGCACAAAGCUUACACAGUCAUGCAGUUGUAUAUUUCAAUAUGCGAGACUAUAACCAAGCAUUUGAUUACUAUACAAGAGCAUUGGAGCUGUAUGAAACGAUCGUACCUCGAGAUGAACAUGGCAUUCUAAUGGUGAAAAAUGCAUUAGAAACAAUUCAGGAACUUCUUCCUUGA